CUCCAGAAAGAAGAAGGGGCUAGUCCAAGGUCACGUAGCGAGCCAGGGACAGAUUGGGAUUCGAACCCGUGUCCUCUAGCCGCCCCCCCCCGCCCCCCAACCCAGGGAUUUUCUCUCUCUCCAUCCCCACCCCACCCCGCUUUCUCCCUCCUGCAAAAUGCGGAAGGGGAAGGGGCAGGCUCUGGGAAGUUGCCCCCAAGCCCUCCCGCUUCUCCUCCCCAAGCGCGAAGAUUGGGGGCCCCGGAUCCCGAAGUGUGGCCCCUGACAUCCAUCCCGGCGAGCCGGCGCGGCUUCCGGCCCUGCGGGGGGGUGGGGCGGAGGGCUGGGGAGAAACCCAGAGGCUAACUCUGCGGUGGGAGGGAGGCUGCCCUGGGCAGCCUUCUUCCCCUUGCCAAAGAGCACGGGGAGCUCUCCCUCCUCCCCAAACUUCUCCCACCCCUGCUUUCAGCACGAGGCAUCUUGAACCACCUGUGUGUCCUUGGCCAAGUAAGGCAACCUUUCUCUUCUAUAAAGGGUGCUCCCUGAAAUCCUAUGAUAUCAAGGUCCUCCUCUGCGGAGUCCCUCUGCUCCUCCCCAGAGAAGUGUAAGUCGCCUGAAGUCCUCUGCCAUGGCGGAGUUAGACCCGUGACUUUCCAGGCUGACCCUAGGACAAGGGGUGUGACAGGACACUGUGACCCGGACAGGUGGGGGAGAACUGAGAAAAAACUUGGGAAAAGGAGAAGGUCCAGCAGCAAGAAGCAGAGGGGACUUGUUAAACCAAUUUCACCAGGCAAGAAGGGUGGAUCAUUGGGAAUGUUGCAGCAGAGUUUUAUCCAGGGGUCCAAUGCAUAUCCCAGCUCCCUCCCAAUUCCGAGAAUCUGAGCAUCAGCGUAUUCCCCCUCCAAUACCUACCUCCCGAUUUGCAUCACCUAACCAGCUCACUCACUCGGGCUGCUCAGCUGCGGGAGGUACGGGAGGUGCUAGUCUUAAGGGCUGACCGGACUGGUUGGGUGGCAUCCUGACUCCAUCUGAUGAUGCCGACCUUCAGACGGCAUUAGUCUGCUCACCCUUUCUAUGGCUGUUAAUUGGGGCUGCACCUUGAUAGCACAGAUCUAGUCUCUCACCUUCCAUUGGAUUGUUCUGUCAGAAUGAAAUAUCUUCAAUAGGUUGUGGCAUUUGGGGCACAGUGGGAUUGGGUGAGUCUGCCAAGAGCAGGCAUUUCUUUGUUAAGGAAUUUUUUUUAGAAAGAAAAAUGUGCUAAAAAGGCUUGGCUAAAAAAUUAGUGAAUAGGUCACUUCAUUUUUCUCUUGCUUCUGAAAUGAACUGAGAUUUAGCAGAAGAAAGCUUACUGUUCUGUCUGAAGCUAUCUGUUUCCAUCUUUCCAGGUGGCAUUAAUUAUCUGUCAUCUUGCCUCUAUCCCAGUUUCUGCUUUCUGACAAGAGGACAGUGCCAAAGCAGUUGGGUUGACCUGUGGGCUUCCAUGAGUUUCUGUGGAUGGAUAGCUGUGAGGCGGUUUGGGAGGAAUUCCAUGUGGGUUAGCAGCUGGCAUAGAAAGCUGAUAUAGAGAGACAACUCAGCCAUAUAGAACUGGUGGGGUAGCAUGGAGAAGGGAGACAGGGGCAGAUAGGAAAAUGACAAACUAUUAGAGUCUUGGUCAUACCCUUCAGACUAGGAAACAGAUUUGUGUUCUUUCUUAUGGAAACCGCUGUAAAGCACCAACAGAGGAAGGAAUCUGAGGCUCUUUGGUUGACUAAGCUAAUGACUUUCUGUAUAUUUCUAAGCAAAUGCUUCCCCUUUAACUACCUCAGUUUCUCUACCAAAAAAAUGGAAGAAAAAAAUUAUCGAGAAUUUCCAGGGCUGAGCUCUGCUCUAAUUUCAGUUCAAUCUAACAAAUAUUUACUGUUCCCUUUUCUCUAUGCUUCCCAUGGUGCAGUAGAAAGCUGAAUUUGUAAUGAGAGGGCCCGAGUUCAAAUCAUCUCAGCUCUGCUACCAACUAGCUAUACAAAAGUCAUUUUUAACUUUUCCAAGUUUUACUUUCCUCAUCUAUAAAAUGAGAGACUUGGCUCAGUGAUUUUAAGGUCAUUUCCAAUAUAAUCUAUAUGAUCCUCUGAACCAUUUUGGACACCAGGUAAUAGAAGUUAAAAAAAAAAAGUGAGAAUGUAUUGUCCCUUCCUCUUUCUAGGUUACCUAUGUUCAGUGUAGAAGAAAUCAGUAGAAGUUUGGAAGGAGGACCAUUUCAAUUCCAUCACUGAACUUACCCCACAUGGUGUAUGGCUAGAUAACUAAAAAAGAACCUUAUGAAGCUUGUGUUGCUGCUAUACUUAAAUGGGACAGGAGUGUUCUCCUUAGUUAACCCUUUGUGGCUGAUCAGAAAUCUGGCCUGAAAUGGAACUGGCGAGAAUAAGAGCCCCAGCUGCAGACUUUGACUCUCUCAGGAAGCGCUUGAGUGGACUGCGUUGUCAGAAUCUUAAGAAUGAUUAACCCCCAGUUAGGCUGAAGUCAUCUUCACUGAAUCAAAACACCUCCCUUGGACUCAUUGAUGGAGUUAUAACCUCCCUCAUUUGGGCCUCUGGUGAACCUUUUCUUUUCCCCUUCAAUUUCCUCCAUCCCUAAUCAUUUCUGAUGAACAUCCCUGAGAUCCUGAGCCUUCCCGGCAUGGCGAGCCCAGCCCUCAGCCCUGACUCCUCUUCCCAUGAGGCCCUUUCAGGCCCUGCCUGUUCCCCCACCUCAGAUUCUGAGAACCUCAGCCCAGAUGAACUGGAGUUAUUAGCUAAACUAGAGGAACAGAAUCGGCUUCUGGAGGCUGACUCCAAGUCGAUGCGUUCCAUGAAUGGUUCUCGGCGAAACAGCGGCUCUUCCUUGGUCUCCAGCUCCUCGGCCUCUUCCAACCUUAGCCACCUGGAAGAGGACACUUGGAUUCUCUGGGGCCGAAUUGUUAAUGAAUGGGAGGAGUGGCGACGCAAAAAAGAAAAGUUGCUCAAGGAGCUGAUCCGGAAAGGCAUCCCUCACCACUUCCGUGCCAUUGUGUGGCAGCUUCUCUGCAGUGCCACCGACAUGCCAGUGAAGAACCAGUACUCUGAACUACUCAAAAUGUCGUCUCCUUGUGAGAAACUGAUCCGCCGGGACAUCGCCCGGACCUACCCCGAGCAUGAGUUCUUCAAGGGGCAGGACAGUCUGGGCCAGGAGGUCCUCUUCAACGUCAUGAAGGCCUACUCCCUAGUCGACCGAGAGGUGGGCUACUGUCAGGGCAGCGCCUUCAUCGUCGGCCUGCUCCUGAUGCAGAUGCCUGAGGAGGAGGCGUUCUGUGUAUUUGUGCGGUUGAUGCAGGAAUAUCGUCUACGGGAACUUUUUAAGCCCAGCAUGGCUGAGCUAGGGCUCUGUAUAUACCAGUUUGAGUACAUGUUACAGGAGCAGCUUCCAGACUUGAACAUUCACUUUCGAUCUCAGAGCUUCCAUACUUCCAUGUAUGCUUCAUCCUGGUUCCUCACACUCUUCCUCACAACCUUUCCUUUGCCAAUUGCCACCCGAGUCUUCGACAUCUUUAUGUACGAGGGACUGGAAAUUGUGUUCCGGGUGGGUCUGGCCCUGCUGCAGGUGAACCAGAUGGAGCUGAUGCAGCUGGACAUGGAGGGCAUGUCACAAUACUUCCAAAAGGUGAUACCCCAUCAGUUUGAUAGCUGUCCUGACAAGCUGAUUCUCAAGGCCUACCAGGUCAAGUACAAUCCCAAGAAGAUGAAAAGGUUGGAGAAGGAAUAUGCUGCCAUCAAAAACAAAGAGAUGGAGGAGCAGAUAGAGAUCAAAAGGCUACGGACAGAGAACCGGCUCCUGAAGCAGCGGAUUGAGACACUAGAGAAGGGGCAGGUCACCAGAGCCCAAGAGGCCGAGGAGAACUAUGUCAUCAAAAGGGAGUUAGCUGUGGUGAAGCAGCAGUGCAGCUCAGCCACUGAGAACCUCCAAAAGGCUCAGAGCACCAUCCGGCAGCUCCAGGAGCAGCAGGAUAAUCCUCGCUUAACAGAAGAGUUUGUGGCCCAUCUGGAGACAGAACUAGAGCAAUCUCGAAUGCGUGAAACAGAGACCCUGAGUGCCCUCCGAGAGAUGCAGGACAAAGUCCUGGACAUGGAGAAGAGGAACAACUCGCUUCCUGAUGAGAACAAUGUGGCCCGGCUACAGGAAGAACUAAAAGGCCUAAAACUUCGGGAGAGUGAGGCCGUGGCCUCCCUUCGGGAGCUGAAAUUGCAGGUUCAGGAGCUCACAGACAGCUGGCAGGCCCACCUCUCCCGGGGAGGGAGAUGGAAGGAGUCUCCCCGGAAGCUGGCCCUUAGUGACCUACAGGAUGAACUGAUGACCGUCCGGCUGCGAGAGGCCCAUGCUCUGGCUGAAGGGAGGGAGCUGCGGCAGCGAGUGGUGGAGCUGGAGACACAGGACCAGAUCCAUCGAAACUUGCUGAACCGUGUAGAAGCAGAGAGUGCAGGCCUGCAGGAAAAACUCCAUUACCUCGUGGCUCAGAACAAAGGCCUGCAGACCCAACUGAGUGAGAGCAAACGCAAGCAUGCUGAGGCUGAGUGUAAGAGCAAGGAGGAGGUGAUGGCAGUAAGGCUCAGGGAGGCAGACAGCAUGGCUGCUGUGGCAGAGAUGAGGCAGCGGAUCGCAGAGCUGGAGAUUCAGAGAGAAGAAGGUAUGAUCCAAGGACAGCUCAACCACUCCGACUCCUCCCAGUACAUCCGUGAGCUCAAGGAUCAGAUUGACGAACUCAAGGCCGAGGUUCGGCUACUGAAGGGCCCGCCCCCAUUUGAGGACCCCUUGGCAUUCGACAGCCUCCAUUUGGUGCGUCAUUUGGAUGAGGACUCUCUGCCCUCCUCCGAUGAGGAGCUCCUGGGGGUGGGGGUGGGGGCAGCGCUGCAGGACGCCCUGUAUCCUCUCUCCCCCCGGGAUGCCCGGUUCUUCCGCCGACUAGACCGCCCUGCCAAGGACAGUGAGGGCAGCACGGACAGCGAAGCUGAUGAGCUGGCCCCUUCCUAUGGCCAGAGCCUGGGUAACUGAGGAAUGACUGUCUCCUUGGCCCGCCCCAUCUGGGGCCCAGACCUCUCAUGUUUGGGGGGUAGGAGGGCAGGCUCUCCCCAACCUCCAUUCAGCGUUCUUCCUGGAGGGGCUGUCCCCUCCCUACCAGGACAAGAGGGAGUGGGGCACAUCUGGGUGUGCCUGCCCCUCCACAGAGUGCAUCAGAACAUCUACCUUGAGUGUUGUCUACACUGCCCUCUCCCAGGGGCACCUGUGAUUCACUGUAUUUAAACUCAGCUCCAUUCUGUGGCUCCCUUCCCAUCUCCCACCAUCCUCCUUCCUUUCAGGGGCUCUCUAAGGCAGGGACUGGGAGACUCUGGGAGUCGCAGGCUCCCCUCUGCCUUGGAACACUUCUGUGGUCUCUGAGUUUCUGAUUGUUCCCAGUGUUAUUUAUUUAUCUACAAGAGGGUUGUUUUGUUCUCCUCCCCCAUCCCCGACUGCCCAGGACCAGAAAGCACUGCCGUUCCCUCCCAAGAGAGCAGCACAGGCACUGGGGCAAGGAGGGGCGUAGAGGACCAAUGAUCAGGACUGGCCUCUGAGGCAACUGCUCUCUUCUCCGUCUCCAUUCCCAGGACUAGUCUGUUUUCUCCAGGGACUUGAGAACUAAGGACGCAUAGACUUUCCUGCCCCACCCCAUCCUUGGAGAGGUGCCUCAGAUUAACCAAGUCCCUGCCUGCCAGUUCUGUACCUCCACAUUUGGGGGUUGAUGGGGGAGAUUGGGGAGAGGGUGAGAUUCAGCCAUUAGCAGACCUGACAAAGGAAUCAAGAGCAAAAGAUUCCCUCCUGAGAAAAAAAAAAAAGAGAGACCAGGUCUUGGCAGAUGGGUUAUGGCCAUAGGAGUCCCAGGGCCGUAGCCUAGUGUCAAAGCAAGAAUAGGAUUCUCUUUUCUGUGAUGUAAAAGACCACCAGCUGCCCCUGAGCUACGGCCUCCUCCUCCAGUGAGGCUGACACAAAAGGCUGGCUCACACCCUUGAAGAUACAGAAUGUACAAG
Messenger RNA from Sarcophilus harrisii (Tasmanian devil), 6029 nucleotides. It is a transcript of the gene EVI5L, whose product is annotated as ecotropic viral integration site 5 like. The record is from RefSeq and is a predicted model, not a curated record. NCBI's taxonomy places the organism in Eukaryota, Metazoa, Chordata, Mammalia, Dasyuromorphia, Dasyuridae. Bases 2602 to 5019 code for a protein of 805 amino acids. The transcript has 20 exons.